This is a messenger RNA of Photinus pyralis (common eastern firefly), 2246 nucleotides long. RefSeq names its product kinesin-like protein KIF6. Lineage: Eukaryota; Metazoa; Arthropoda; Insecta; Coleoptera; Lampyridae. Gene Ontology annotation, molecular function: microtubule binding; ATP hydrolysis activity; microtubule motor activity. Gene Ontology annotation, cellular component: microtubule; kinesin complex. The record is from RefSeq and is a predicted model, not a curated record. The coding region runs from base 16 to 2211 and encodes 731 amino acids. The transcript has 12 exons. Gene Ontology annotation, biological process: microtubule-based movement.
UUGACUAAUGUCAAAAUGACAAAAAACACAAUAAAAGUCUUUGCUCGGUUGAAGCAAGAAAAUCUAAACGAAUUGCCCGCAUACGAAAUACGUCGGACGUCUACAAAAGAAGUGAUCACUUUCCACAAACUCAACGUUAAUGGCGUCUUCAAUACCAAGCCAAGUUCAUACUCUUUUAGAUUUGAAAAAAUAUUCGAUGGCAGAACUUCACAGGAAGGUCUUUUCAACACUCUCGCAAAACCAAUCAUUCAAAGCUCACUCGAAGGAUACAAUGGAACAAUCCUUGCCUACGGACAGACCGGAAGUGGGAAGACCUAUACAAUGACAGGCUCUUCAGAGUACUUUGAAGAAAGAGGCAUUAUCCCUCGUAGCAUUGAAGAAAUUUUUAAACAUACAAAACAGAACAUAAGCGUUUACACCAUUUAUAUAUCGUAUUUAGAGAUUUACAAUGAAAUUGGAUAUGACUUAUUGGAUUCAAGACGGCAGAUUUCUUCAGUGGAAGAUAUUGACGAAUUAGCGGAAAAAGGUUCACUUUCGACCCACAACUUAACACACCAAAAGGUAUCGAGCGAAGAAGAAGCCAUGAUGUUACUCUUAGUUGGAGAUUCGAACAGAAUAACCGUAGAGACUGGAAGAAAUUUGUUUUCUUCUCGAUCACAUUGCAUAUUCACCAUUACUAUCUCCUCUAGAAACGCCAUUAACGGUAAAAUACGAAGAUCCAAGCUGAAUCUAAUCGACUUGGCUGGUUCGGAGAGGGUUAGCAAAUCGAACUUGUCUGGAGCAACUUUAAGGGAAGCAAAACACAUAAACCUGUCUCUGCAUUAUUUACAGCACGUAAUUUUUGCGCUUAAUAAGAGAAGAAGAUAUGUGCCGUUUAGAAACAGUACGCUAACCUACCUUCUCAAAGACUCCCUGUCUGGACAAUCAGUUACAGUUCUACUUGCAAAUUUGGAUGUGAAAACAGCUAAUUUUGAGGAGAGCAUAGCGACGUGUAAAUUCUCGCAGAAAGUUGGCAACGUCAUCAUUGAAACUAAACUUAAUAAAGAAAUCGAGCCACAAGAAGAUAUUACUCGGAUGAAGCAAUUAAUAGCUCAAUUGCAAGUGGAGCUUUCGAGCACUUCUAGAUUUAGGCAAAAUGGGGCGCUUAGCAAGGAAGAAAGAGAGAAAUAUAAAAUUCUCAUUAACAACUAUCUGUUGAAUCCUAAGGAAGAGCUCACUUUGGACUGCAUGGACAUGCGCGCCAUCCGAUACUGUUUCAAGCUCCUCAAACAAGUGGCGAAAGAGUACGAAGCAGAUAAACUGAACUUAGAAACCAAGGAUAAAGAGAAUCGAGAUGCUCUCAGGCAAUACUCGCAGAUUGUCGAGGAGCAGGAGAAAGAAAUUACACGUCUCAAAUCCACAGGAUCCACUUCCUUGGCAACGCAUACCACAACGUGGCCUUCCCGGUUCGAAGAAAAUAGUACAUCCGAGAAGAGCACCAACGAACUGGAGUUUUACAACGAAUCCAUUGAGAAAGUGUACAGGGAAGCUGCAAGUUUGGUCGCAGUAAUCGAACAAUGUCAGAGAAAUAUUUUGAACGCCAAAAGCAACUGCGAAAAACUCUCGGAGGAACGUGUCUUAUACAGAAGAUCACUCUCCAAAUUGCAACAGUUAAAAAAUAAGUCUGACACUCUCAAAAUUGGCUUAAAAAGGGAGACGGAAAAGGUUAUCAAUGGUUUUGACAGGUGGCACGAGCAUAUUGAGUGGAACCAUUUUCUGGUGGAAACUCAAACAUCAAUCCUUAGCAGUGGGAGGUCAUCCAGUCAAAAUACUUCUGUAGAGGGGUCGAACAAGGAAAACUGUACGUCUAUGGAUGCCACUAACUUCCCGAAACACAAGUGCAGAGAGGUUUUCAAAGUCAAAGACAUUAACGUGCUGCCUAUGGGCCCAGCGGCAGCAGAAAUGAGUUACUCAACACGUUGUUCAACCCCAAGAUACGUUUACAACCCAAAUUUCAGCGUUACAGACGACGAACUUGCAAACACCUCAGAGAAUGUGCACUGGAAUACUCCCGAAAAGGAGAAUAGUGUAUCAAAAACUGUGCUAAACAGCAACGAUCCCCCCGAGUUCGCCGAGUUUAUUCGUACGAUUGCCCUUACCGGCGAUAUUGCUGUAGACGAGGAAAUAGUACGGUUUUAUCGAACCAAAUUUUUUUUCACAACUAACUCCUAAGCAACAUAUUAGUUAUAACAAUUAACAAUAAUAAA